AUGUUCUCCGCUGCAUCCUUGUUGACAACUAUCCUCUUAGCUUUGUCAAUCAUGGGAUCGCUCGUUGAAGUCAACAAUUCCCCCAUCACCCUCCCCAUCGUCAGGAGGCUAAAUGUCUCUGAUGGUACUAUUAACCUCUUGCAGCAGGAUAAAGCUCGCGUGGCUGCCUUUAAAGACCAGUCCUUGAAGCACGGUGGUCAUGGCACUCCUGCGGCCAACGUUGGUAAUGGAUACUACAUCGCAGUUGGCAUAGGCAGCCCCGCCACAACUUACUUUUUAAUCGUCGACACCGGUAGCUCGAACACAUGGGUUGGCGCCAAAACUCCGUACGUGAGCACCAGCACCAGCACCUUCACAGGUGAGCAUGUGGCGGUCUCCUACACUACUGGUCACUUCUCUGGAUAUGAGUACAUCGACACUGUCGAUCUCGGUAAUGGGCUCACCAUCGCUCAACAGUCAAUUGGUGUUGCUGCUGCUGAUACGUCGGGCAACUGGGGCAACGCAGACGGUAUCCUUGGCCUCGGGCCUGUAGGCUUGACAAAGGGUUCCCUGACAGAUGAAAGUGGAACGACGAUCCCGACUAUCACUGACAACCUGCAUAACCAAGGCACCAUUCAUCGCGAGAUUGUCAGUAUCUCUUUCGAGCCCAUUACUUCAGCGCAGGCAACCGUCAAUGGAGAGCUCACCUUCGGUGGAACUGUCAAAAACAAGCACGCCGGCCCCAUCACGUACACUCCUAUCACUAAUGCCUAUCCUUCAUCGAGAUUUUGGGGUAUCGACCAGAGCAUUUCCUACGGCUCCUCCUUAAUUAUGUCCUCUACUGCGGGAAUCGUCGAUGUUGGAACCACCUUUAUUCAUAUUGCCAGCUAUGCCUACAAAAACUACAAAUCUGCAACUGGCGGUACUCUGGAUGCGGCGACUGGUCUUCUCCUCAUUUCUUCUGCCCAGUACGCAGCACUCGAGAACCUGAACUUCAAUAUUGGUGGCGAAACUUUCUCUCUCACCCCUAACGCCCAAAUCUGGCCUCGCGUUCUUAACGCCUACGUUGGUGGUAGUAGUAAUGGCAUCUAUCUCGUCGUUAGUGACGUUGGUUCGCCCAGUGGAAAAGGGUUUGACUUUGUUAAUGGCUACCCAUUCACCGAGCGCUUCUUGACUGUAUUUGAUUCCUCCCGUUCCCGCAUCGGUUUUGCCAACACCCCGUACACUGGUGCCACCACCAACUAA
Molecule: messenger RNA, 1224 nt
Organism: Suillus bovinus
Lineage: Eukaryota; Fungi; Basidiomycota; Agaricomycetes; Boletales; Suillaceae
Product: aspartic peptidase domain-containing protein
Exons: 6
Coding region: 1-1224 (407 amino acids)
Biological process (GO): proteolysis
Molecular function (GO): aspartic-type endopeptidase activity
Source: RefSeq, a predicted model, not a curated record